AUGGUGUGUCAUAACGAAGAACUUUACUCGGAAGUGGACAUGGUGUACCUGCGGAUGAUACCUGGAGAACAUCAACAUCUUGGUCGGCCUCCUGAAAUAGUCACAGAUCACCGUCUUCGUUUCUUCAGUAACGUUAUGAGAAGAUCGUCUGAUCAUCUUGUGCGACGUGGUCUAGUGGAAUAUCGAAGACCGGCUGAAAUAUCUACAAAGCGAGGAUGUGGAUAA
Messenger RNA from Necator americanus (New World hookworm), 225 nucleotides. RefSeq lists its product as uncharacterized. Lineage: Eukaryota; Metazoa; Nematoda; Chromadorea; Rhabditida; Ancylostomatidae. Bases 1 to 225 code for a protein of 74 amino acids. The transcript has a single exon. The record is from RefSeq and is a predicted model, not a curated record.